Molecule: messenger RNA, 7680 nt
Organism: Cladocopium goreaui
Lineage: Eukaryota; Dinophyceae; Suessiales; Symbiodiniaceae
Source: the annotation of a GenBank genome assembly
AUGCUCCUAGGUGGAGCGGCAGGAUCGCAUGUCACCAGACGUAAAAGACAGACCUUUGGUACAGACGAUGACAAGCCUGCCACUUUAUAUGAAAAAAUCGAUGCUUUAAUCCUGAUGAUCAAAGCCGGCAUCAUCGCCGAAGAUGCCUUUGAGAGCUCCCUCAAUAAGAUCAUGAAAGACGAAACAAGCGCCAAACCUCCAGCGCAGGUUCCACAGGCGCAGCAGGUUGAAAAGAACAAAAAACACCAGAGUUGGACAGAAAGUUCACAAACUACAGCAAAACAGUGGGAUGGACAGUGGGAGGAUCAAAAAGCACCUCCCAAAGACAAAGCGGCACAGGUGCAGUGGGAACCUCAGAAACACAGAAAGGUCACUUCUGAUACAGCUGCUGCCGACCAAAAGCGCACCAACGCAGCCCAGAUCAGAGGUUUCGUGACCAGUGAAUGGACAGUUGCUCCCAUUGUCAGCACCUUUGAAGCUUGCCAGACAGCCAUACGCAACGGCCAAGCAUCUCCCGGCAACCUCAUUGAAGUCGAUUGGCAGCAGUAUGAGGAUAUCAAGGACAUGCUGAGCGCCUUUGAGAUAAAAACUCCUGUCACUUUGCUGUGGCGAGGACGAUAUAUCACUUCUGAUACCCAGAAAACAGCCUGGGUGAGAGCAAAGACUUCGGAAAAAGGCCAUUUCACACCAACACAGAUCACCUGUGAAACGUGGAAUGAAGGGCCAAUGCCAAAACCGCCAACACAGGCGGCAAUUGCCACGAGUGACAUCUCAACCAAAGUCACCGUCAGAAUCACUGCACCAGAAUGUUAUCGUGCAAUCCAUUUUUCCGACAACAAAGGAGACAAUCCAAGCAAGCUGAUCGCUUGCAUCCACCAGUGGCAGCUGGGAAUCACUCCUAGCCAGCUCACUGGUGGCAGCUGGGUCCGACAAUGGACAAAAAAGGGCAUCCAACUCGUUGGGCAUCUCCGUCUCAAAGAAGCCCAUGCAAAUCUUCUGCUUGAAAACAGCGGUCGACAUGCCAUUUUCUUUACCAAGACAGGAGAUAGAACCAACCAGAAAAAAGUUUCGUGGUUCACACGUGAAAAGCAAGAAUCGGAUGAAACAUAUUUCAGACGAGCUCAACAGCAAGCCUCCAAGAAAGCCAUCCGCUUCAGAGCCGGUGGUGGCAAUGACUUAGGGGUCGACCAAGACUCCGAGGCCGACGCACCAGUGCGCCGCCAUUGGAAACUUCAAGGCGCCCCAAGCACAUGGGACGAAGCCGAUCUUUGCUCAUUUCUCGAAAAGCAGAAAUGGACCGAAGUUCGCAUUGCUCAUCGCAGAAAAGCGGGAAAGCACAAAGCCACUUGGUUCUUGACCGCUCAUUCGCCAGACAAAAGCGACGACAUGAUCAUUUAUGAAGACUCCCAAUAUACCAUGUUGAUCAAUACUUGUGCCGCACCAAGGCGCAGUACAGCCAAAGCCUGGGAAUACAUCCCAGCGCCCAAGAAACAAUGGGGAAAGAAUGGAAAACCUCCAGAAGACAAGGACGGAAAACCAGAUGAAACUCAGUCCGAACAGAGAACAAAGAAGCAAAAAGUCGCAGAAGUUCCGCAAUCUACCUUCUCUCCUGCUACAGAGGCUGUAGAAGUGGCCGCUACAGCACUUGACGUAGAUGAAGAGGAGACACAGAAAGAUAAGAAACGAGAAGCUCCCGGUGAAACUGAUCUUGCAUAUGAUACAGCCAAAGGCAGUUUCCCAGAAAAUGUUCAACAAGCAAAACUCCAUGGAUGGAGUGAAAAAGAUGCUGGUGGUGAUGGCGACUGUUUUUUCAAAGCUUUUGUCACCAGUGACGCAUAUGCGGUCAAACACAUCAAAACUCACAGAGCCGAGUACGAAUCGUACUACGCACACGACUUUGUUGAGAAGCAAUACCAGCGAGCAGGACUCCCACCUCCAAAGAACUUUCAAGACUUUUUGGACCAAGCGUCACAACGCACAUAUUGGGCCAAUCAUUUCUUGAUCCAAGCCGUUGCGAGCCGAACUGGCAUUCCGAUAGUGAUUUGGUCUCUCGAAGAAAGGCAAUCACCUGACGGAAAGGAACCAGUGAAGACAUGGUUCCGCAGUGUUUACGGUCCCAAGAUCAUCGAUGGCUUCGCAGUCGCAAAGAUCGAACACCCAGGUGUAGUGUUGGUCCUUCGAAAUCGACACUACAAAGCAUUGCUGCCACCAAAAGAUAACAAAGCCAUACCUGGACCAUGGCUGCGUGAAAGUCACGACGAAUUUCCGUGCAUUGGAGGAGCAGACCAGUCUCUAUCCACUCCCAAUGCGAAACGCAAACAUAGUGAUUGUGCCAGCACCCCUCGAUGGGGCCAAAAAACUCCGGCCUCAUCACCACGAUGGGGCCUUGCAACACCAUACUCUCGAACCAGCAACAGGUGGGGUCAGCAAACUCCAGCCUCGCAAUCCAGUGCCAGACCAAAGAUGCAGGAAAAAUCGACGCAAAAACAACCCGCUGAAUCCCUAUCAGACAUGCCUCCACCAAAAGGUCUUGACUGGACCUGCCCUCACUGUACCUUGGUGAUUUCAGCUGAACACAAACGACAGCUUGUGUGGCGCCGAAGCAACCACAUGAAUCUCCGGCACAGCAGCAUUCCAGCUGCCCAAAGAGCCACCAUCAGAAAGAAGGUUGAAGCAGUUGAAACCACAUGGCUGCCAGAAGCCGAAAGGGACUGGACAUGUCCUUUCUGUCCAGACAGCAAACACGCCUUUUUGCCAAAGCUUCAUAAGGCUCUACGUGACAAGUCAGUAUUGCACCACUACAGAACGGUGCAUAAGAAAAGAAAUGUCACACGCAAAAAGAUUGGAGAAGCUUAUGCCAAAAAGCAUAAAAACUCACCUUUGCCACAAUUCGUGAAAGGAUACCAAAAGAGAUCCGCCAACGUGAAGGCCAAGCUCCACGCCUCACGAGAUAUGACCAUCGGUGGUCACAAACUCGUUCCCAUCACUUUUGAUGCAGCCACUUGGCCUGUGAUUUUCAACAACCCCCAUGACAGCACAAAGACUGCGCAUCGGGAAAAGGUGCUCGCACUGCAAGAAGCAAGCUUGACAAUCAAAGAAUUCGCAGCCGUUGAAACGCGACUCCAUAACCUGGGUUAUGCCGCAUAUUAUGUCCCGGGUGCCGUCACUAAGACGGUCACGGGGUCACCUGCAGAAUCCUUGAACGACAAACCCACGCGAUGGCAAGGUCGCAAAACAAUCGAUCAUGUCUAUUGCAACAACUGGGCCCAGGCCAGUGAUGUGGACCUUCUGACCAGUAAGCUUAGCGAUCACAUACCCAUGCAGAUCUCGCUUCAACACGAAUGGUCUUCAGAAGCAACACGCACCAUCUUCGAAAGCCAAGCCCUUUGGCAAAAGCCAGCACCCGCUGAUAGCACCGCCUGGCAGACUUUGCUACAAGAUAUCUGGAGAAAAAAAUUCCCAGACAGCAGCCUCAAGCACCACAUCAACCAACCAGAAAUUGAUGUGGAUUUUGAAUGGAAACAUUUUGUUGAAUUUCUAGACAGCCUCUUCCACGAGGCGUACCAAAAUUUCGAACCUGAGACAGAAACACAUUUACGAAAAAGAUCCGAAAUCACACUGAAAAGAAUUCCAGUCCGCAGACGCUCCUGCCUCUUCUCGAUGGCCAGUCGGAAAAGAUGCAACUUUGUGGGCAGAGCCACAACAUUUCUUCGGAAAUCCGAACAAAACCCAAACUUUCUCGCCACACAGGAGGGCGAUGCUUUGGCCCGCAAACUUGGAUCCAGUGAUUUGACAUAUCUCCGAGAUCGCAUCACUGAAAUCCAACAAAUCGAAGAACAGACCCGCCAUGAUGCACAUUUGCGACGUAUCAAUGCAUGGCGAUCAAAAAUGAAAAGUAAUGAACAAAAUCGAAAUGAGUGGAUCAAACGACCCGCUCAAGUCGCUCGACCGUUUGUCACCACAGACGGCAGCCGUUUGCAUAGCAAAUCAGAAGUUUGCUCAGCAGUCAAAACUCAUUGGACUUCCGUUUGGAAUAAGGCUAAAAGCCUGAGCCCACUCAGUGGGGAAGAGCAGUGGUCCUUGUUGCAAAACCAUCUGCCUGCAGAACCGCAACUUGUGGUGACUGAAAGGCCACCAGUUCAAUCGGUCAUUGAACUAGCCAGUCACAUGCAAGGCGCAGCAGGUGCCGAUAAGUGGUUCUCGCAGGAAUUGAAGCAUUUGCCAUUUGAAACUUGGAUAACUUUUUGGGACAUCACGGCCCGUUGGGAGGCCGCGGGCACGGCCCCAAAAAUCCUGAAAGCUAUCCGUCAGAUAAAUUUACCGAAACCUGGUAAGGCAGUCAAUAAUGAAAUCCCCAUUUCACAACUUCGACCCAUCAGCAUUUACUCAUGUUUCUGGCGCCUGUACACCAGUGCAUGGGCACGAUCCACAGUGCUGCGAAGCUGGCGACAAGCCACUUUGGACACAGCAAUAGGAGGGGGUGCGGGCCAGCCCGGCUGCGAAGAUCUCGCAGCUGAUGCCCUGGAUGAUUUUCACGAACAUGGUUUCAGUGGAUGCCUCGACUACAGCUUGUGCUUUGACUGCGUGGACCCAAGAUUGGCCACCCGUGUCAUGCAGUCUUGGAUCUCCUCAACUCCGGAAAAGUGUUUGGCCAUCAUGACGGCCUGGCAGAACUGGUCCGGGCAAAUUGGCUUAAUUGAAAACCACCAAAAAACCCAGAUCUCAGCAGUUCAUCCCAAAAAUUUCGAGACUUUGCAGCAACAAAGUCCUGAUCCAACAAUUGUGGUUGAGCAUCUCAAUCUUUUGGGCACCACCAUGGUCUCCAAACGAAAACGGAAAAACUCAGCUAAAGAAGCACAGCGAUUGGCCACAGCAAUCCAUCGUGCACGCAGAAUCGGUUUCUUGCCUCUGACCCGAUCAGACAAGUACAAGGCCAUCCGUAGCUUGGCACGACCCUGUGCCACUUACGGCUGGAUUGGCCGCAAGCCUCCAAAAGCGGACAUGGAAGCUUUCGAUCAAGUCACAUGGCGAGCUUGCCAUGAACCUACGUGGGCUGGACACUGGCAUAAGAAACUUUUGCUGGGUCCCACCCUCGCUGCUCAGAUGGGUAUUCACCAGGUACUUCGAAUGUUACGUCGUGCAGGCCGACGUUCGAGUCAGCCACAAGACUUUUUGCCUUCCGAAAGGGUUGCCAUUGACUGGUUGGUUGAACAUGACUGGUGUGUUUUGCCAGGUCGCCGUUUUGGCCAUCGCACACUGCAGUAUGUCAUCAGCCCUUUGAAACCUGAAGCAACUUCGGGUGAGAUUGCACACCAGCUGCGCGAAAGCUGGCGCAGCCACACUUGGGAUCAGUUUGUUUCCAGCGAAAGAAGACAUGAAGCUGAAAACUAUCGAAACAUCGAAUACAAUAGUUAUCGUUUCGAAGCAGUUCGAAAAGCCAUUUAUGAAGCCAAAGGGCCAGCUAGAUGGCUCAUGCUCGGGGCAGUGAUCAGCCCCUUGGAUUACUCUAAGCGUGUCCAGUCUGAGGACGCAGCCUUGUGUGCCGACUGCGGCGCUGAGUCCAAUUGGGAGCAUGCUUUUUGGACAUGUCAGCAUCGGACCUGCACCUUCGAUCGCCCAGGCGAUGAGUUGCAGGCCAGAUAUGGAUGGCCAAGUUUACAUGAACAUGAUGCUGCCAUCCUAGAGGCCAUGGCCCAGCAAACAGUGCGCAUUUGGGAUGCACGACCUCGGGACCUGAACUUCCGGGGCCUGAUUGAUUCCUACUUGCGCCCGGAGUCCUACUUGGGUGACCUUGGUGUGGAUGAGAGCCUGAUGUCCGAGGAGUUCUGGCACACUCUGAGGGAGGCACGAAUUGUCGAAGUUCGUGAAGAGAUUGACCGGGUGCUCAGCCAAACAGCAGACAACUCCCACAAGGCAGACAGCAUCCCUCGUCUUCUGCAAGACAAGAACACAGAUCCUCAGCUGAAAACCAAACUGCAGCGUCUCGAGACUCAGAAGCGAGCAGCUUUGGAUUCCGAGGACUACGCCAAAGCUAUGGAUGUGAAGAAGGAGAUUGAGAGGAUCCUGGCUGACCAGGCUCAUGCGCACUUGCACGACGUGCCGCUGGACAUUCCCAACGUCAGCGGCGGAAUCCCUUUGUCGGAGGUGGCACGACACAACAAGCCACAUGACUGCUGGAUUGCCAUCAACAAGACCGUGUAUGACCUGACCGAUUUUUUGCUUCAUCAUCCUGAACAGCGCAAUUCCAUCCUUGCUUGGGCGGGCAGAGAUGCAAGUCCUAUGUAUGACAAGAUCCCAGGUCGCUUUCCCAGCAAGCAGUGGAUGGAUUUCUUCAUGCGCUCGGAAUGGAAGAUGGGCGAUGUUGGCACCGAGCCACCAAAGGAUCCUGCGAUGGAACAGCUGAAGCAACUUCACGAUGAGUUGCGUAGGCUUGAGGGUCCAUCCAAGGAGGACAUCGAGGCUGCCAAGACUGCUGUGAAGGUGCCAGGCAAGACCGAUGCACCGACACUGUCCGAGGAGUCACGUUUCCCCAAGUUGGCGGAGAUCUCUGCCGGAAAGGAGCUGCCUUUCUUCACUCGUGCAGAAGUGGCCAAGCACACCACAGCCGACGAGCCCUACAUGAUCAUUCACAACCGUGUCUACAAUCUGAAGCCUUUGAUCGGAAGUCAUCCAGGAGGUGAUGACAUUCUGUUGACCAAGGCAGGUACCGAUGCCACCAAGGACUUUGAAGUCUUCGAGCACUCAGAGAAAGCACGUGUUCAACGUGAUCGGGACAUGUUGGUUGGUCAGUUGGUGCCGGGUGAGAACACGGAUUGGUCUGCUGAAGCCACAGUAGCCCAAGUUGUGGGCGAGGAGAUAUCUGAAGUGGGCCGAUACAUGAAGUACAAAGUCACCGACGUGGCCGUUGCAGCAGUGGGAUGGUACAUCUACAAGACCUUGCAGAACACCAAGCCCCUGUCACAGUUCACCUACAGCCGAGCCUUGCGCCAUUUGCAUCUCAUCAUGGCCGUUGGUAUCUUCGGUGCUGUUGGAACUGCUCAGGCGGCCUCAUACUCUGAAGGACAGACCCGCAAGCAGAUGCUGUGGUGGCACAAGCAGACUGGUCUUGCCAUGCUCUUUGCUUUGGUGGUUCGUUUCUUCCUCCGAAUGAAGAGCGGAAUUCCGCCACGAUUCCCUGGACAUCCCAUGAUCCAGAUGUUGGAGACUCAGAGUCUUCGUGCCUUCUAUGUGCUUGCUCUUCUCUUGCCAGUGUCUGGCAUUGCCAACGAGUACUUCUUGAAGUGGGCACCAGGUUCGGACAAGACUGGCAAUGCAGAGGAUGACAAGAGGAACGACCGAUUGGCCAAGCAGUCCAUUGAUGCGCACAAGUUGCUGGGCAAAGUCCUUCAAUGCGCGUGGCUGCCAUUCCAUCUUGGCUACACCACCUUCUACCACUGGACCCAGGGACGCGGUGUCGUCAGGAAGGUGUCUCCCUUUAUUUGAAUACCUCCUUUGUCUUUGCCACACAGAGCUGAGGCAGACUAGAAGUGCAUCUUUUGAUCUCUUGUGCAAAGCCUUUUUUGAAUCAACGUGUACAACUCAACUUACCAAAAAGUUGCUUUAGUUCCUGGUAGGUUGCUGGAUCUUCCACUGAAACUCAGGGGUGCCAGAAGAUAGCAAAGAUCUCUCGGGAGUGUUACC